GUUUUCACUCCAAUAACAUCUUACAUUUCAAAAUUUAUAAGAUAAUGUCUAACGUUCGACCAUGGUUCCGUCUCUCUAGUAUCGCUAGGCCUACACCACAAGCCUCAAACGACCCACAACCUCCACCUCAACCCCGACAAACCACUCGCCGUCCGGUCGUAGUCAGAACUCCGGCUAAACAACCGUCACCUCCACGUCAGCAACAACCUCCUUCACCUCCACGUCAGCGUCCUCCCCCUCCACGUCAACAACAACCUCCUUCACCUCCACGUCAGCGUCCUCCUCCUCCACGUCAACAACAACCUCCUUCACCUCCACGUCAGCGAACACCUCCACCUCCUCAAGAGCGGUCUCCAUAUCAUUCACCACCGAGCCGCCACAUGUCACCACCGACCCCACCAAAGUCCGCGUCUCCAUCGCCGCCAACACCACCGCCUAGGUGGUCAUACACGCCACCACCACCAUCUCUCAAGGAGGUUCAAGAAGCCUUACCACCUCGAAAGCCAACAUCACCACCUAGUCCAGCUCAUUCGACUCGGUCACUAAAAACUGAAUCAGAGGCUUCUCGAAAAGCACCAUUACCGAGAGCACUCUCUCCUUACUCUCUCCCGCCUCCUCAGUUACAUUCCGAACGUGAAACCACUCAGAAAAACAUUCUCACAGCCGAGAAAACAAGCCAACUCCAAGAACCAAACCAUCAUAACCAUAACCAUAAUCACCAAGGCAACAACACCAAGAAGAUGCCACGUCAGCCAUCUUAUUCCGAAUCCGAAAACAUAAUGCGCUCUCGAGUUAUUACCAUUGCAGGUGAAAACAAAGGUGCUGUAAUGGAGAUCCUACGAUCUCCUUCAAGCAACAAAACAGGAGGAGUAGGAACACAUCCCUCUAAGGGUUUUCAAGGCACCAGAGAGAAGGGACGGCGACUUCAGAGCAGCAGCAGCAGCAGUGACGAAGGAGAAGGGAAAAAGAAAACGACGAAGAACCAUAACGCUAAUAGUACUAAUCUCCCGAUGAAAGCAUUUAUGAACAGUAACGUUCAGAUGAUAAACAACUCUAUCGUUUACAACUCAACUGCGACUCAUCACGAUCCUGGCGUUCAUUUUAAAAUCUCCCGGAAACCUGGAUCCGACAAUGGUUUCCACGUCAAGGAUUACGGUAAUAAUGACGGUGGAUACACCAACUGAGAAAGUAAACAUUCUCUCUGAAAACGAAAAAAAAAACGCUAAAGGUUUUGAGUUUACGUUGUAAGAAAUACAAUUUGAUAAAAAUAAAGAAAAAAAAUGAAUAAGAAAAUAUAAGUGGGGCUGGUGGUUUCUGAUUCUUUUCUAAGCUUUGGGAGACCCUGCCACUUAUAUGGAAGCUUUGAUUCGUUUUAUUGAAACGUUUUUUUUUUUACUUGUAAACUGUUCUCUCUGUCUCUCUCUGACAUGAUCAAUGAGAUAGCGAUUUUAUUAAAAUAAAAAUCAUGA
Eruca vesicaria subsp. sativa (arugula) is the source of this 1469-nucleotide messenger RNA. The record is from the annotation of a GenBank genome assembly. Lineage: Eukaryota; Viridiplantae; Streptophyta; Magnoliopsida; Brassicales; Brassicaceae.